AUGGAAUGUGUGCCAAAUAAUCCUCCUGUUAUUAAUAACGAUCAAACUGAAUCUGUGCCUAACAUGGUUUCUAACAACUUAUCCAACUUCCAAACGAAUGACCUUAAUCGCAUUGUUAUAGUUGAAACCUCAGUUAACAACAUUAUAUCUAAAAUCAGAGAAAUUUCAA
Messenger RNA from Funneliformis geosporum, 169 nucleotides. The record is from the annotation of a GenBank genome assembly. Lineage: Eukaryota; Fungi; Glomeromycota; Glomeromycetes; Glomerales; Glomeraceae.